CGGGGGGAGGGUGUGGAGCGGGAAGAACUUGCGGCUACCGAAACGGAGAAGCCGCCGCGGUCCUUGCAACUCCCAACCACUGCGCCAAACUUCCAGCCACACCAAUUUAGAACUCCGGCGCGAAAGCAGAGGCAGAUGCGGUAGGCGGAGUGUAGAGCCGGCCAAUCAAGCUCGACUCUGCUAGAGAAGCCGCGUGGGCGUCCUAUCAGGCGACGCAACAAAACAGCCGGGGAUGCGGCGAGGGAGCGCUGUGGUAGGGCUGGGCGGGCGGUGGAGGUGGGCUGCCGGAGGGGCCGAGCGGGAUGUGGACAGCGGGGCGUCAGGUGAGUUCGGCGACGGCGGCAGUUGCGGGCGCCGCCGGUGCCCUCCUGCUCCUGCUGUUGCUGGUGGUGAGGCAACUGUUGAAGCAGAGGCGGCCUGUCGGCUUCCCGCCUGGCCCCGCGGGGCUGCCUCUCAUCGGCAAUAUCCACUCGCUGGCCUCCGAGCAGCCUCACGUCUACAUGAAGAAGCAGAGUCAGCUCCACGGGCAGAUCUUUAGUCUUGAUCUUGGAGGUAUCUCAGCUAUUGUACUGAAUGGCUAUGAUGCUGUAAAAGAAUGCCUUGUUCAGCAAAGUGAGGUUUUUGCAGACAGGCCAUCUCUUCCUUUGUUCAAGAAGCUAACAAAAAUGGGAGGUUUAUUGAACUCCAAAUAUGGCAGAGGUUGGACAGAACAUCGUAAAUUAGCUGUAACCAGCUUUCGUAUUUUUGGAUACGGUCAAAAGUCCUUUGAAUGCAAAAUAUCGGAAGAAUCAGUUAUUUUUCUUGAGGCCAUUGAUACCUAUAAAGGCAAGCCUUUUGAUCUGAAACACUUGAUAACAAAUGCAGUUUCAAAUAUUACUAAUUUGAUAAUUUUUGGAGAACGCUUUUCAUAUGAAGACACUGAAUUUCAGCAUAUGAUUGAAAUAUUUAGUGAAAACAUUGAAUUAGCUGCAAGUGCUUCAGCAUUUUUGUAUAAUGCUUUUCCAUGGAUUGGUGCCUUGCCCUUUGGAAAACAUCAGCAACUCUUUAGAAAUGCAGCUGAAGUGUAUACAUUUCUGCUGCGCCUUAUUCAGCGUGUCUCACAGAACAGGAAACCUCAGUCACCUCGGCAUUUCAUAGAUGCAUAUUUAGAUGAGAUGGCUAGAAAUAAAAAUGACCCAGAGUCCACAUUUUCAAUGGAAAACUUAAUUUUCUCUGUUGGAGAACUUAUCAUUGCUGGAACAGAAACUACAACAAAUGUUCUAAGAUGGGCAGUGUUGUUCAUGGCUCUUUAUCCUAAUAUUCAAGGGCAAGUUCAUAAAGAAAUUGACUUAGUCGUGGGGCCAAACAAAACACCUUGCCUAGAAGAUAAAAGUAAAAUGCCAUACACAGAGGCAGUGCUACAUGAAAUCUUAAGAUUCUGUAAUGUAGCUCCACUAGGUAUUUUCCAUGCAACUUCUAAGGAUACAAUUGUGCGUGGAUAUUCUGUUCCUCAAGGCACUACAGUAAUUACAAAUCUCUAUUCUGUACACUUUGAUGAAAAGUACUGGAGUAACCCAGAAGUGUUUUGUCCUGAGAGAUUUUUGGACAGCUCUGGACAGUUUGUCAAGAAGGAAGCAUUAACUCCUUUUUCACUAGGACGAAGACACUGCUUAGGAGAACAGUUAGCCAGAAUGGAAAUGUUCUUAUUUUUUACUUCAUUACUGCAACGAUUUCAUCUUCAUUUCCCUAAUGGUUUGGUUCCAAAUCUUCAGCCAAAAUUAGGCAUGACAUUACAACCUCAUCCAUACCUCAUCUGCACACAGAGUCGUUAUUGAACACAAGCAGGUGCAUAAGAACCAACCUGUAACAGUCCAUUCAUACUUUGCUAGUCUCUGUCAACAGAAGACUUUGGUGUUUCAACAGUUCAAAGUGCAAGGCUCUAAGAACCAGGGGAAUUGAUGCAUGUUACAACUAUACAUAUAACCAGUGCUACUAUUUCUUAAUACUCAAGCUUCUUUGAUCAUACAUUCUAAAUCAUAUCCUGUGUAAAAGGAAAAUAACAAAGCCACCUACACGUUGUGUAUGGAUUUCUAAGACGUAAGUAGAAGAGUUAAUUUGAGACAAACUAGAGAUUGUUCUAGUGAAUAUUGCAUAGCGUUCAUGUGAGAUUAUUGGGAUAGGGUGACAGUACAGGCACUUGCUAAACUUAAGUUCACCCCACUUAACAUGUUCUAUGUAGUUUAUAACUCCAACAAAACUGUUUCAGCCUCUGUCUUGUUUCUGGCUGCUCCCUCCUCGUCAGAGACAAUCUGAUCCAGCAGUGGUCAGAUUGGCUAUUCCCUCCAACUAAUUCAAGGUAGUUCAGCCUGGAUACACUUCUUUUCUAUUGAUCAGAGUGAGGUGUACAUGCUGCAAACUUCUCAGAGCUUGGGGAAAACUCAGACAUAAUUAUGCUGAGUGCCUAUGAGUUCUACACUAUGUUGAAAACCAGCUUUUAAGUGUCUGAAUGGGGUUGCUUGGUCACCUCUUCAUAGGACAUUCCUUCUAGUAGAUAUGAAGUAUUUAUUAUCUAUCUAUAUACUUAUGUCUCCAAGACAUGCCAGUUCUAAUGCAUGGCAGAAAUCUCAUGAAAGUUCGUGAGCAGGACAGAAAAUGGCGGAAAUCUCAUGAGAGUUUACAAGCAGGACAGAAAAUAGCGAUGGCGGCUGGUGGAGCCAUGCUGGCAGGGGGAGGCAGCCGGACUGCGGGAGCUAAGGUGGCUUACUGGAGGAGGAGGAGGCUGGCUAGUGGGAGGAGACGGUGGCUGGCCGGGGGCAGCUGACAGGUGGACGAGCAGGAGAAAACGGCUGGGCCCAACUAGGGGCGCAGCUGCUGUGGAAAGAAGGGGCCCAUUUUCUAAUUGAGAAGGAUAUUCGAGUAAGUUUAGACUAAUAUUUUUGCAAGAAAAAUAAAAGUGAAUUUCAACAUAACAAAACACAUAGAAUAAUGAGGGCUAAUCUGCCUAUAAAAUAAUAUCCCAAACCUUAUAGUAUUGUGAUAAUUCAUGACUUGGAUUAGUGGCGGCUUGAACAAAGGUUGAGGCUGGUACAUAUCCAUUGCACACAGUUAAAAUGCAUCAUAUGAGAGGCAUUCCUUACUGCUGGCCUAUGAAACACUAGCAAAAGCCAUAAACAUCUUCGUACAACUCCCCUGUGCAAGCACAGUUUGCAAGAGCUGACUAGACUCCAGAGUGCUCCCCAUGCUCUGGAAGGGCUCUGCAAGAGCAGAAACACAUCACUGAAGGUCAGCAACAUGUUUCUGAUCUUGCAAAGCCCUUCUGGAUCAUGUGGAUUGCUCUGGAGUCUGCAGGACAGAGGUGUUGUGCAAAGACUAUUGUAAACAGUAUGAGUUACAUUAUUUAUACAUAGCUGGGCCAGGUGCAGAGCAUCUGUGCCUCUAGUUCUCCUCCCCUGCUCACUGCCAUUUUCUUUGCUUGAUGCCGCCACCCCCCCCCCACACACACUUGUUUUCUGCCUUGCCCACAAGCCUGUUCUCCGGCACUGCCACUUUCCUCUCCCCCUGCUGGCAGCUCACUUGCGAACUCUCAUGAGAGCUGUCAUGCAUUGGAUUAGUAAUGGGUAUGCCUUAGAAAUAUAUAUAUACACACACACUAGCUUAACCUGCGCAGAGCAUCUGUGCACUAGUACUUGACUCUUCCCCUCACCCCCUGCCACAGCCUCCCUCACCUCAGAUCUCUCCACCCUCAUCUGAGCCACACUCCUGCUCCUCCAUCCCAUUGCUUCCAUCCCUCUCAUUCCUCUUGGUUGCAGCAUUGCUUGCGCCUAUUGGCCAAGCUGCUGACCCCAACCCCAGAGACCUCCUCACCCGAACUCUGUUCCUCCUCCUCCCCACAGGAGCAGCAGCAGUUGACCAGGCCCUUCCUCACUGCCCCUACUGCCAUGGCUGCUCGUUCCCCUCAGGCUGCUGACAGUCCUGGGCCUGUCCCUUGCCUGCCUAUCUCCCUCCGCCAAUGGCCUCAGUAGCCCCAAACAGCAGCAGUGGUUGAUUGAGCCCUUGUUGCCAUUAAGCACCACCAUGGCCGCUAGUUCCCCUCAGGCCUUUGACAGGCUCAGGCCCAUCCCUCACCCUUCCUCCUUUCUCUCUCCCUCCCCUUCCUGAGUUAACAGAUCUUGUUCAUCUUGUUUCCUCAUCUAAUUCAUAUAACAGCGGCCUCCUUCUCCUGAAGGGGCUCUUUCCUCCCUCACAACCCCUCUUCGCAGACCCCUGCCCACUAUUCUUUAUAUAUACCCCUCCUCUACAAUCAAGAAUAUCUUCCAACCAGUAACAGUUGCAUUCCAACUGCCCUUAACUGUCACUCCUCCCUAUCUGCAUAUGGAACCCCACUGCCCAAUCACCAUGGUGCUUCUGCUCUCACAGGCUCCUUCUCCCUAUCUGCAAUACAUAUGGAAUCUCCACUGCCCAAUCACCACGGUGCUUCUGCUCGCGAACAUUCGUGAGAUUUGCCAUGCAUGGGAUUAGUCACGGGUGCACCUUAGAUAAUUUAUAUAAAGAAGUAUGUUAUACUUGAGUUUCUUUAAAAGUUUUAAUUCUACCUAUCUUCCCAAUUAACUAAUUAUCCUCAUUUGACAUUUUGUGUUUCAUAUAUAAAUGCAUAAAUACUUCCUUCCAUCAGUUGUAUGUGUGGUCUGAAGAGAAUCUCCUUCCACAAAGUUAAUCUGCUAAGCAGGUGGAUAGUCCAGCUACAAUUUUUCAAGAAUGUUGCUACCUGCAAAUUAUAAUUUAAGUAUGACAGAAUAGCUGAAGGACCAUAUGGAAUCCAGAAUUUAUUAAUGUGAAAUACCAUGUCUAAGCACUUUGGAAAAUGAGAAUUCUACAGAAAGAUGGACCAUAGAUUAGCAAGAUUGUAUAAGGAAUUUGAUGGCAAAUUUAAUAACUGGCAGUUUAGGCUAGUAUGUAUUUCACUUGGCAUAUCUCAGUUGGCAUAAGAUACAUCUUUGUCUUAUUGCAGUCAGAAUUUCAGCAGAGAUAGGUUCCUGGAUUUCUGUAAUAAAGGUUCAGUUUUAAAAGGCAUGCUCUGUCUCAUGAUAACAUUAGAGAAUGGCAGGUCUGAUGAUGAGAGAGCGGGGGGGAGAGGGGGACAUUUUGGCUCGCAGUCAGACUAUAACAUUACAGUGCCAGCAAUUUUCCCUGAGCAAGCUAAACCCAUUAAAAUAAUGGAUCACAGUAAUAGAACAAACAUUAAUGCACAGCUAACUAUUUCCAUGUCCAGUGCAAAGAAUCUCUAGUUAUGAUUUCCCCCCAUCUGACACACAUACACCAUGGUUUAUGACAGUUUAUAAAAAGCAAUAGAAAACAAAAAAAGUCACUCUGUUCACAAUUUCACAUGCUGAUGUAAGCAGAACUACAGAGUUUAUUACCACUUGAACCAAUAAGGGCAGUACCUAAUUAGCUGACUACUGACUUUGUCCAAGGGAGGAAAUGUUGACUUAUACUUUUUUUAAAAAAAGAUGUGUGUGUGGUGGGGGAUAAGAAUGUGCCCAUAUAUCUCAAUUAACUAUAUUCUGCAUCCAAAACCCCCACAUUUUUUUCUCUCCUGCCAUAUAUUAUAGUAAUUGUGGUUAACAAGGCAUCAACAUCUUGACAUUAACAUUUUUUAAUCUUCUUAAAUUAUGAUCCAUGGACAGCUGUGUUUUAGGAAUACGCCUAUCAAAUAACUAGUGAUGUGUUAAGCUCAACAUCAAAGGAACCCCUAUAUCACUAUUAUGCAGCUUUUCUUCCCAAUUAAGGAUACUGCCACAAGAAGGAGCAUAAUGCUUCAUUAUUUUGACCCUAUUUGAGUCAGCACAAACGGGCAGCCACGUGUGAAGGGCAUUUUCUUUUGUGGAACUCUUCUCUCAUGUCCCUCUACGGUAUAGCACUUCUACACCUUUCAUUUUAAGACAUUAUAUGUGAAAUUAGGAAAAAGGAACAAGGCUCAGCAGGGGGGCCCAUAAUCACUAGUACCAGAACUUUGCAGGAUUUAAUUUCUUCUCCCAUUCCUGCUAUGACUGAAAGAGAAGUGCUUUUCUCUUAGUAGUCUGUUCUAAAUGGGCAGGGGAAAUAGGUCCAUGCAGUUUUCCACUUUUACAUUCUGUUUCGAUAUUUGAUACUCCUAACUGGGAAAAAUAAGAAUUAGGUGGUACCAAGGCCACAUAGUGUUAAUGAGUUGGGGCAAAACAUAGUUUUAGUGCUCUCCUAGUGCACCCAUCAUGCUGCUAAGUAUGUUGAGGGCCCAGGACAGGUUGCCCAUUCUCCUGCACUCCUGGAGAAGAUUCCAGGAUGGGGGGAGGGGGUGGCAACACCUCCCUCCCCCGGAAAAAUGGCAAAGUCCUAUCACCUUAGAGGGAUUCCACAGAGGGGCUUAAUGUAUAUCUGUAUUCAGAAUGUGCAGUACCACAUUACAUCCUUGUGUGGAUCAUUGCAAAAUGGAGGCCCUCUUCAUUGUUACUCCUAAGUCCCAACCCCUCAUGGUCAUGGGUGUUUCACUAGUCAAAAAGUUGAUAAUAAUUAGCUUAGCUAAAGUAUUACAAUUCUUUGUGAAGUACCCUGAAUAUUGCAAGCAAUAUGGAUAAUAACUAUUAAAUUCACACUUGGGUUUAUUUUCCAGUCAGGUUUUCAAUACAAGUCUCAUUCAUUUCAGUGAGACUGAUUUUGCCUAUGCAGUACUCUAGUGAUAGGGCUAUGAGUCACACAAGUAAUUUACCUAUAUUGUACUUAAGAAUGAGUCACAACCAGGAUGAGAGAAACUUAUUUUGAUGUAAGUGUACCACAUAUACAGUAUAGUCAAAUUGGCUUACAACAGAUUUACGAACAAAAGCAAUUAUCAAAAUAGGUAAAUUGGGUGACCAGCAAAAGUUGAGGAGUGACUACCCAUUUAACAAACGUGAUGUAAAUUAUCUGGGAAGUAAGUACCAACAAGACACACACCCACACACCUUGCAUCCAUCAAGAAUUGAAGAAUUAUGUCACCUCAGGCUCAGACUUUAAGAACUGACAACUCCAUUCAGUAAAUUGACAUAGCUGGCUUUGACUACUCAUAAUAUGUAUAGGUAUUACUAGCAUUAGACAGAAUACUCUAUGAAUAGCUUCCCCCCACCCUCCCACCAUUCAAUUUUCUUUCCUGUUUGAUAUUUCUGUGCAAUCAAUGGCAAUGAAGUAUGUUUGACACACCAGGUUCCACUGAUGUAAAAACUGUGCUGCUCCAAAUCCUGCAUUAUUAUUGCUAAAUAUCAAGUGUCCCCCCCCCCCAAAAAAUUCCCAGAUUCUACUUGACUGUUUUUUUAAAAAGUAACCCAUAGUCUGAUUCUCACAUGAGCCUGCCUAGGCUUUAAGCAGUGCCACAGAGGAACUGCUCUCUGGCUAACCAUCAUUAGAACUUUGGUUGGUGGAUACCAGAGACAGGGCCUUCUCAAUGGUGGCUCCUCGUGGAAAAUCCAGCUGGCUCCCUCUCUAGGCAGAAAGUUCUAUGGAACUCUGGUUUGCUGUGUGGUUUUUUUUCAUUGGUUUUUAAAAAUUAACUCUAUUUAUUUUACUAUUUUUAUGUACUUUUUGUAAGUCACAUAGCUUUUACUAAAAGUGGGAUAUAAAUAAAAUCAAUCACUCAAAAAUGUAGCUCUUGGUUUUUACACUGGAGCUGCAAACACUCUUUGAAGUAAUAUGAAUUGAGCACUCGGAGUGAAAGAGAGCUAGUCUUGUGGUAGCAAGCAUGACUUGUCCCCUUAGCUAAGCAGGGCCCACCCUGGUUGCAUAUGAAAGUGAGACUAGAAGUGUGAGCACUAUAGGAUAUUCCCCUGAGGGGAUGGAGCCGCUCUGGGAAGAGCAUCUAGGUUCCAAGUUCCUUCCCUGGCAUCUUCAAGAUACAGCUGAGAAAGAUUCCUGCUUGUAACAGAGAAGCCGCUGCCUGUCUGUAUAGACAAUACUGAGCAAGAUGGACCAAUAGUCCAACUCCGUCUAUGGCAGCUUCCUAUGUUCCUAGCCAGCUUGUUGCAUUCAUCGCUUUCACUUGGGGUGAAAGGCAACAAGCCUCUCUGUGCCCCCAAUUGCACCACCCUAGUCUGAGAGCCAGCGUGAGCACCAGCUGUGAUGGAAAAAAGUGGGUAGGCAGUGCCUAUGGGGGGGGGGAGUGGGGUUCCCACAGUCACAGCCUGAGGCCAUUGUCUCACCUGACCUCAUGGUUGGGUACCCUUCUAAGCACUUAAAUCUUGAAAGCGAAACCCUGCUUUGGAUACCUUGAACCACUGAAGAUGAAGUUAUGAGAGGUGGGGAUGUGCUCAUUGUGGAACUCCCUGCCCAAGAAAGUCCAUCAAGAUCCCUCCCUGAUGGCUUUCAGGAGAUUAAUCAUCAUCAUCAUCAUCAUCAUCAUCACGUGCUGAAUAAUUUGGAUGCUGCUUUCACUGUUUUUCCAUUUUAGCCACUGCCCACUAAUUUAACUUUUUACAGUUAGGUUUCAAACUAUUAAUUGCUGCUUUGAAUUGAUCAUGACUUUGAGAGACACCGUGGUGGGCCUCUAGAUGUUGAGGAGUGACUACCUGUUUAAUAGGGAUGUGCACAAAUCAAUUUUUUCAUUUUGGGUCUAAAUCUGCCCCCAUCACCUCAGAUUCAAUUUGUACCCACAUUUUCUGAAUCAGAAUAGAUUUGAGGCAAAAAGGGGAUCCCAGGGGCAAAAGAAUGGGGUGGAUGGUCGUGCCCAAUGGGUGGAAGCUACCACCCAAAUCUCAAAGAAAUUGGGCAGAGGGGUGAUUUUAAAAUUAUGUUUGAAGUUUGCGUGUCUAAGCUUUUCCCCAUAGGGAAUAAUGGGGAUUUCAACACCCUUAGUUAUAACUCCCCAGGGUGGCCCAGAGUGGGUUGUGGUGGGUGGUAGUGCCCAAUGGGUGCAAGGAAGCUACCACCCAGAUUUCAAAGAAAUUGGGCAAAGAGGUUAUUUUUAAAGAAGGCAUGACUUGGGGGCAGAAAAGGGGCUUUGAGGGCAGAAGAUUGGGUCAGGUGGUAGUGCCCUAAUGGGUACCUGCUACCACCCAGAUUUCAAAGAAAUUGUUGAAAGAGGUUAUUUUCAAAGAAUUUCUGAAGUCUGCACAUCUUUAAGCUUGUUCCCCCAUAGGGAAAAAUGGGGAUUUCAGCAGCCUCAUAACUCCACCUGGAGGAGGCACCAGGGUAGCCCAGAGCAGGGUGUGGUGUAGUGCACACAGGGUGCCAACCACCCCCAAAACUACAAGCCCAUGGGCACAGGGUUUUGUUGUUUCUGAGGUGUCAUUUUGGGAGUGGUUGGCACCCCCCAAAUGAUGCCUCAGAAUGACAUCCUAACCCUCUUAUGUUGGCCGAUAAGUUUCAAUCCACCUGGAUACAAGCACUGAUGGGUAAAUUGUCAUCACUCGGCCUCUCUGUUGAACAUUUGUCAUUAUUAGAUUAUAGUCAAGCCAAGGAGAUCCUCAAACAGAGGCUCUGGGACACUGAACAUCAGAACAAUUUAAGCUCCAUCCCGGAGACCAUAAGAGGGUGCCUCAGUGAUUUUAACCAGGAACCUGCUUGCUAGCUAUUGUCCCUCUCUUUACUAAGCCAUCACAGGGUGUUCCUCAGAGCAAGAUAUGCCUUACCAUUGGUGGUUUUAUGUGGAAGGUUUUUGAAAAACCCCUCUGGCCAAUCAGUUAAUGCCCCUGUGGCUCAGGUGAGGUCGAAUCUGUCCACCAUGUGCUGCUGUUUUGUCCUUUUUAUAAUCAUAGCCGGUGUCUUAUUUCUUCCUUGCUAUCACGCUUUCCCGGCUGGACUGCUGAAUUUUAUGCCACACUCCUUGCAGAUUGGUUGCCAGAUUUUGUGCAGCUGCUACUAAGAUCCGUCAGCAGUUAACCUCCAGCCCUUCUUUUUAGAUGUUACAUGAGCCUUCUAUGUUGGUGUAUUCUGUAUGCUUUACUUCUUAUCUGAAUGUAGUAUCAUCUGUUUGUAUAUAUAACUGAUCAAUGAUCAUAAUAAAGCUAUUCAUUCAUUCAA
Messenger RNA from Hemicordylus capensis (graceful crag lizard), 9999 nucleotides. Its product is annotated as vitamin D 25-hydroxylase. Gene Ontology annotation, cellular component: intracellular membrane-bounded organelle; cytoplasm. The record is from RefSeq and is a predicted model, not a curated record. The coding region runs from base 303 to 1814 and encodes 503 amino acids. Gene Ontology annotation, molecular function: heme binding; oxidoreductase activity, acting on paired donors, with incorporation or reduction of molecular oxygen, reduced flavin or flavoprotein as one donor, and incorporation of one atom of oxygen; iron ion binding. Gene Ontology annotation, biological process: xenobiotic metabolic process. NCBI's taxonomy places the organism in Eukaryota, Metazoa, Chordata, Lepidosauria, Squamata, Cordylidae. The transcript is spliced from 5 exons.